Messenger RNA from Durio zibethinus, 1571 nucleotides. RefSeq names its product E3 ubiquitin-protein ligase AIRP2-like. Gene Ontology annotation, biological process: protein ubiquitination. Lineage: Eukaryota; Viridiplantae; Streptophyta; Magnoliopsida; Malvales; Malvaceae. The record is from RefSeq and is a predicted model, not a curated record. Gene Ontology annotation, molecular function: ubiquitin protein ligase activity.
AUUAAUACUCACUCUAUUUGUUUUGAAAAUUUAAAUAUAUAGUCCAUACUAAAAUAUAAUUUGACCAUAAAUUUUGGGAUUUUGAGAUUUCUUUGAAUCAGAAAUCUAACUGUCACCAAAAUUAUUUAAACAGACCUAUCCUUUUUUAUAUGAAUUCAAACAAACCCUUUGAUUAUGCCUUUUAGAUGAAUGAUUAUUAUAUUUAUAAAAACUAAAAUAAUGAAUAAACAUAAGAAUUAAGAUAUUGCCACAAGGAUUAUAAUUAUGAUCUUAUCUUAAAAAAUAAAAACAGUUGUACAGAUCAUCAUCUUAAUUGUAAUCUGAUUAUAUUAUUAUUAAAAAUAUUCCAAAACCAAACCCAAAGAAAGAAUUAUUACUAUAAUUAUUUUGGCCAAGAGGUGAAAGACACAGUAUAAUAUAUUUUUUCUUCAUAGAAGCCGCCUCGUGUAUAAUCACAAUAAGGAUAAAAAGAGAAGGAAAAGACAAGAGAGAAGAAAAGGGCCUUUUUUAUUCUCUCUCUUACUUUCGGUUGUCCUUUGGGAUUAGGUUCUCAAAAAAAGAAGACCCAGUUGUUCAUCUUUGUAGAUUCUUGUUCCCUGUCAAGGUUUCUUUGCUUCUCUGAGUUGUUUCUUUGGUUUUUUUUUUUUUUUUUUUUUUCAAGAGAAAGAGGAGAGAUGGUGAUGGUGUAUUAUCAGUUGUCAAAGUCUUCUUAUCAGGACUCUUUGAAAAUACUAGAGGCCGAUAUACAACAUGCAAAUGCUUUGGCUGCUGCAAUUCCAAGGGCCAAGAGUGGUGCACAUCUUCAAAUGAAAUUGGUUUACAAUCAUUUGACGCCCCUCUUUCUAUUUUUGUUACAAUGGAUGGAUUGUUCCUGCAUAUGUCUACUCCCUAGAUAUCUAAACCUCUUUCACAUACUUGUAUACAAGGUCUAUACUGAUGGUAGAUCAAAGGUUUCUACAAAUGGAAGGAAGGCAACAAUUAGAGAGUUUUAUGGUGUUAUAUUGCCAUCUCUUCAAAGGCUUCAUGGUAACUCGGGGGAGUUGGAUGAUGAUAGGGAAGCACAUUUUACAAUGGGGAUUUCUGCCAAGAAAAGAGUUGAAUUAGAUAACAGACUUGGGAAUAUUGAUUUGGAGAGGGAAGAUGAAUGUGGGAUUUGCUUAGAGCCUUGCACCAAAAUGGUCUUGCCUAAUUGUUGCCAUGCAAUGUGCAUCAAAUGCUACCGCAAUUGGAACACAAAAUCAGAGUCCUGUCCUUUUUGCCGUGGUAGCUUGAAAAGAGUUAACUCUGAAGAUUUAUGGGUGCUUACUUGCAAUGAUGAUGUGGUCGACAAUAAAACUGUUUCCAAGGAGGACUUGUUGCGUUUCUACCUUUACAUCAACAGCCUUCCAAAAGAUUGCCCAGAUGCACUUUUCUUGGUAUAUUAUGAGUACCUAAUUUGAUUUCAAGUAGUUGAGAAAAUGGUGUACAGAUAGAAAAUGCCGACCAUCAAAUGUAAAUAGAGUCUGGUAAGAAAAUUAUCUCUGCUUCCUACUGAAAAGAAUCAGUUCCAUUUUAUGCUCCCUGGAAUUUAA